AUGGAUAGCGAGAACGAGAUUCGUUACGAUUUCACAAAUCCUCUGCUCAACAGGGUUGCAUUGCGUAUGAACCUUAAAGUUGAUCGAGAGUUUAAGGACCAAGAUAAUCGUUUGGAAAAGGUCUACAAAAUCAUCGAUGAAAAGUUGAAUCUGAGGAAUGAGCAAAAAGUGUUUUUUAAGAAUUGGAUGGAGAAGUGGGAGGACGAAAAUAAUAUUUCCAACGAGAGCGGAAUAAAGCGAAAAUGUAUAAAAUGCUAUAAAAUGACCUUUGCUAAGAAAAACUGUGAACAUUGCAUUCGAAAUUAUCUGGUGCAGAAUUUUACAGAAUGGACAUCAGGAAAUGGUGAUGUUGACGUAUUAAUUCAAAAUUGUCAAAGCAUUGCACUGAGGCCGGAUUAUAUUGUCGAAUGGAUCCCUUACGAAAACCUUGGAGAUUUUGCAUUUCUAGGUAAAGGCGGUUGGGCCGAAGUCUACAAAGCGACUUGGUUUGGCGGUCGAUUUGAUGAGUGGGAUGCUGAUAAACAACAACUCGGGAGAACAAAGAAGAAAAGUGUUGCCCUUAAGACGUUGGAUAGUUUACCAGGUUCAGAUCACAGAUGGUUCCGUGAGAUCCAAUCACAUCUAAAUUUCAUGAUGAAAACAAAUUCGGUUGUCAAAUGUUAUGGAUUGACAAGGAACGUGGAAACCGGAAAUUUUAUGCUCGUCCUAGAAUAUAUGACCAAAGACUUGCGCAAAUUUAUGGAAGAAAGUAAUUCCUCGCUUCAUUGGGAAGAGAAAAUUGAAAUCAUAUACGACAUUACAUAUUCUAUCAUGAAGAUCCAUGAAGACAAGGCAGGCCUAAUUCAUGGUGAUCUCCAUCCGGGAAACAUCCUCCAAGGGAGCAAUUCCAAGAAUUGGUACAUAGGUGAUCUUGGAUUUUGUAGGCCAGCAGUGCAAGAGUCAAAUGAGUUCUAUGGAGAGCCUCGAUACGUAUCCCCGGAAGUGAUACGUAAUAAAGAAGUCACACAGGCGUCAGAUAUAUAUAGUAUCGGGAUGAUAAUAUGGCAGGUAACAACUGGUCGUGUUCCUUACGAAGAGUAUACGAACGAAAUUAGCAGAUCAGCCAGCAUUUUCCUUGAGAGAAUUUGCGGAGGUCUCCGCCCACAAGGCGUUCCUGGGCUACCUCCGGAAUAUGAGGAAAUAAUGGAAAGAUGUUUGCAUAAUGAUCCUUCCUUGAGGCCAAAAGCGCGGGAAUUAUUCAAUUUCUUUGAAGGUCAACUUGAAAGUAUCUACCGAGGCAAAUGGACAACGCCCGAGCUGGGAAACGAUAUAUUUUCAGAUGAUGCACGAAUCAAUAAUCACUCAUCCGAAAACCUUUCGUCGCAUAUCUUCGGAAAUUUAUCCGGUGACUCUGAUAUUUUACCCAAGAGAAAUAGAACUGAUUCGGGUGAUCAUGUCUACGUCAACGGCUCUAUAAAAUAUAUACUAGACGAAGAUGGUUUGUUGGUAAUGCAAUUUGGAGAAUGCGUAACAAAUCAUCUUUUGGGAGAUACAAUCUCGGAAAAUCGGGUCAAGGUCAACUCGACCUAUGAAAAUGCACGUAUUACCGAGGAAAAACAGGAUAACAAUAAUGUAAAUGUAAAUGCAAAAAACAACACAACGCUUCAGCCGAAUGUGGAAGGAAGAUCGUUUGUGGGGAAAUAUUUCUCUUAUUCAGUCACUGUUAUCAUAUUCGCUGUUAUGCUAUAUGCAAUACAGGAAUAUUUUGUUUAUUUAAUUUUAAACUUACAUAUACUGCAUGCAACUCUCUAG
Molecule: messenger RNA, 1791 nt
Organism: Acaulospora morrowiae
Lineage: Eukaryota; Fungi; Glomeromycota; Glomeromycetes; Diversisporales; Acaulosporaceae
Source: the annotation of a GenBank genome assembly